AUGAGUAUCGCUCUCGAUGCCCUCAUUUUCGUCACGGCAUGGGCCCAUGUUAUGCUGUCGCCCUAUACAAAAGUCGAAGAAAGCUUCAACCUCCAUGCUAUUCAUGAUGUGCUCAUGUAUGGCGUUGGUCGAGCUUCGCUCCCUAAAUACGACCAUUUCGUCUUCCCUGGCGCGGUACCCAGAACGUUCGUCGGUAGUGUGUUGCUGGCGUGGAUGUCGAAAGCAGUGAUCUAUUUUGCUGAACGACUUGGUUUCGUUUCUUCAAAGUUUGACCUCCAAAUAAUUGUUCGACUCGUCCUCGCCAGUCUCAACAGCGUUGGACUUUGUUGUAUUCAACGUGGCGUCUCCCGACGUUUCGGUCGGCUCACAGGACUUUUCUUCACCCUCUUCACGGUGUCACAGUUCCACUUACCAUUUUGGAUGGGACGAACGUUACCGAAUAUGCUUGCCCUGUUCCCAGUGAACCUUGCAACGUAUUUGAUUGUUGAUGGACCUCCCGCCAUUCAACCAUCUAACUCCAGAGUCACCACCGUUAUUGCUCUCCUGACGUUUACAGCAGUCGUCUUCCGCGCUGAGAUUUUUUUGCUACUUGGACCUCUCUCAUUGCAAUUCCUCUACCUCCGUUACAUAACCUUCCCUAGACUUGUCAAAGUUGGCGUCCUUUCGGCCUUAGUAUCAGUGACCUUGACCAUCUUGGUGGAUUCAUAUUUCUGGGAUACGAAAUACUUGUGGCCAGAGUUUUUUGGGAUAUAUUUUAAUGUUUAUCAAGGAAAGAGCGCGGACUGGGGUGUCGACCCCCCUCUGACAUACUUCACGAGACAUCUUCCGCGGCUAUUGCUCUCCGCCGUACAACUCUCGCUGCUAGGGCUUUAUAUCGAUCAUCGCAUUCGCUCUCUCUUACUACCUUCCAUCAUAUUUGUAGCUCUCAUUAGUGGAUUAGGCCAUAAGGAAUGGCGGUUCAUCAUCUACGUUGUGCCCACUUUCAACGUUGCUGCAGCCAGAGCGGCAAAGUGGUUGGUGGGCCGUGGCAAAAAGGAGCUUUCUGGGAGGUUACUCUACGCUGGGAUCUUCGGGCUCCUUUUUAUGAAUGUAGUAAUCACCUUUGCUCACACAUGCGCCUCUAUAGCAAAUUACCCCGGAGGUGAAGCGCUUUCCUUGUUCAAUCAAAGAUACCAGCGCCUUCGUUCACCCCUUCAUGUCCACAUAUCAAACCUUGCUGCUCAAACUGGGGCUUCGCUAUUCCUGCAAGAACAUUCACCGCCAUACUUAACACCUGUGAAAGACAGAUCUUGGACCUACGAUAAAACAGAAAACUUGACGCUGCAGGAUUUGAAUGCGUCUCAAUCUAUCACCCAUUUGAUAAUGGAAGUGACAGAGACAACCCCAGAGCAAUGGACAGUAGUGGAAGAGGUUCAAGGAUUCAAUCGCUGGCGGGUUGACCAUGGCAUCCUUUCUGGACGAAAAGAAUUGUUGAGAUACCCGUGGGACAUUGUUAUCAUGUCGAAAACGACGAUGUUGUGGAUUAUGGAGAGAAAUGAUUAGUACCAUUAAAGGACCUUUACCGGCGCUAUGUCAGCUUUGGUCUUUCUCGAUCCGAAAAUCCCAGUACCAACUCUGACAAUAUCACCUCCAGCCUUUAUGGCAGCCUCGAAGUCAUUCGACAUGCCCAUGCUCAAGAGCAAUCGUCCAUCGCCCGUCUCAGCACCCCAUUUUCCCUUCCAUGUAUCCUGAAACUCCAUUAACAGAAAACUUUGCAGAAUGUUUCGUGUCUCCUUCAGCCUUUCGAAGUCGGCAUUAUCAUCACCAGAAUUCAAAGACUGCUCCAGUGCACCUAUCGUCAUUAAUCCUUGUAGUCGUAGUCGGGGACAU
Guyanagaster necrorhizus is the source of this 1869-nucleotide messenger RNA. Its product is annotated as alpha-1,6-mannosyltransferase subunit. The transcript has 7 exons. The record is from RefSeq and is a predicted model, not a curated record. Gene Ontology annotation, biological process: protein N-linked glycosylation. Lineage: Eukaryota; Fungi; Basidiomycota; Agaricomycetes; Agaricales; Physalacriaceae. Bases 1 to 1542 code for a protein of 513 amino acids. Gene Ontology annotation, cellular component: endoplasmic reticulum membrane. Gene Ontology annotation, molecular function: alpha-1,6-mannosyltransferase activity.